AUGGCACGACAGAUACACGAGGAACGAUACCAAGAGGAGUGUCGUCAGAUUCGUCCACCAGGGCUGACUGGUACCGCUGCAUGGGAUAAGCAGAUGAAGAUCACGUUGGAGAGAUUCUUUGCUCCCCUCGAAACUGAAGAUGAAGAUAUCGAAGCUGAAGCUGAAGGUAUUGCAGCUGAACCCCAAGUUGAAGGCCUUGAAGCUGAAGCAGGAGAUAUCGAAACUGAAGCCGAGGAUAAUCCGUAA
Messenger RNA from Puccinia graminis f. sp. tritici CRL 75-36-700-3, 246 nucleotides. RefSeq lists its product as uncharacterized. Bases 1 to 246 code for a protein of 81 amino acids. The record is from RefSeq and is a predicted model, not a curated record. NCBI's taxonomy places the organism in Eukaryota, Fungi, Basidiomycota, Pucciniomycetes, Pucciniales, Pucciniaceae. The transcript is spliced from 2 exons.